Molecule: messenger RNA, 258 nt
Organism: Fusarium proliferatum ET1
Lineage: Eukaryota; Fungi; Ascomycota; Sordariomycetes; Hypocreales; Nectriaceae
Exons: 3
Coding region: 1-258 (85 amino acids)
Source: RefSeq, a predicted model, not a curated record
AUGUCUACCAAUCAGACCAGCAACCCUUCCCCUUGCUCUUGCGGCGGUUACCACGGUGUGACUGCAGACAUGGAGCAGAUCAUCUCCAUUGCCGUGAGCACUCUGGAAGAGAAUGAUGUUGACCGUGUCCGCAUCUCUCUCUCUGGUCAUGAGCCUGUCAACAACCCCAUGACGUUUAUUUACGAGAUGGACCGCUCCGGUGCCCUCCGCUUCAUCUCCAGUCGCCCUGGUGGCCUUCCCGACCACAUUCACAACUAG